ACUCAGGGAUAUAUUACCCGAAAUACCCCUAGGAAAUAAUUUAUUGACCAAUCGUAUGAUGCAAAGCCCACUCCAAAUUAUAAAUUCAAAUGUCAUCAAUUUCCAAUCGCACUGCGUCUGCUCUCAUUUGUCAUUUCUCUCUCUGCCUCUCCUCGUAACUGCACUUUCAAACCCCACUAAAUCCAGUGAGAGAAACCGCGCCGACCCUAUUUCCACCAGCACUACCAGAUUCAGAGCUAGGGCGAUGCCUUCUGGCGACGACAAUGGUGCUUUGAGUAAUUUCAAGCUCAACGAAUCGACCUUCUUAGCAUCGCUCAUGCCGAAGAAAGAAAUCGCCGCCGAUCGCUUCGUCAAGGAGCACCCCGAGUACGAUGGCCGCGGUGUCAUUGUUGCUAUUUUUGAUUCUGGUGUGGACCCUGCGGCUGUGGGGUUGGAAGUGACUUCGGAUGGGAAGCCGAAAGUUUUAGAUGUGAUUGAUUGUACUGGAAGUGGAGAUAUUGAUACCUCAACUAUUGUCAAGGCAGAUGACAGUGGGUGCAUUAAGGGGACCUCUGGGAAUUCUUUGGUUGUCAAUUCAUCAUGGAAAAAUCCAUCUGGAGAAUGGCAUGUUGGCUGCAAAUUGGUCUACGAGCUCUUUACAAGUACUCUGACAGAUCGAUUAAAGAAAGAGAGGAAAAAGAAAUGGGAUGAGAAAAAUCAGGAGGCAAUAUCAGAGGCUGUAAAGCAGCUUUUUGAUUUUGACAAGGUAAAACACCCAAAAGUUGAUGACACGAACUUGAAAAAGAAACGGGAAGAUCUCCAAAGCAAAGUGGAUCUUCUACGCAAGCAGUCUGAUAACUAUGAUGACAAAGGACCUAUUAUAGAUGCUGUUGUAUGGCAUGACGGAGAAGUUUGGAGAGCUGCUCUUGACACACAGAAUCUUGAGGAUGAAGCAGGAUGUGGGAAGCUUGCUAACUUUGUUCCUCUUACUAACUAUAGAAUUGAACGGAAGUAUGGAACCUUCAGCAAAUUAGAUGCUUGCACAGUGGUCCUUAAUGUGUACAAUGAAGGCAAUGUUUUGAGUAUUGUGACAGACAGUUCUCCUCAUGGUACUCAUGUUGCUGGUAUCACAUCUGCUUACAAUUCUAAGGAGCCUCUGCUAAACGGGGUUGCCCCUGGAGCUCAGAUAGUUUCAUGCAAGAUUGGAGAUUCACGCUUAGGUUCAAUGGAAACUGGGACAGGCUUAGUUCGAGCACUGAUUGCGGCUGUGGAGCACAAAUGUGAUCUUAUAAACAUGAGUUAUGGGGAGCCUACUUUGCUACCAGAUUACGGUCGCUUCGUUGACUUAGUAAAUGAGGUAGUGAACAAACAUCGACUGAUAUUCAUCAGUAGUGCUGGUAAUAAUGGGCCAGCAUUGAGCACUGUUGGAGCUCCUGGUGGUACAACAUCAAGUAUAAUUGGAGUUGGAGCAUAUGUUUCUCCUGCAAUGGCAGCAGGAGCACACAACUUAGUAGAAGCUCCUCCUGAAGGUCUUGAGUAUACCUGGUCAAGUCGAGGACCAACAGUCGAUGGGGAUCUUGGUGUUUCUAUAAGUGCAGCUGGUGGUGCUAUGGCCCCUGUUCCUACAUGGACUCUACAACGGCGCAUGUUUAUGAAUGGAACAUCUAUGUCAUCUCCAUGUGCAUGUGGAGGGGUUGCUCUGCUUGUCAGUGCAAUGAAGGCUGAAGGAAUUCCCGUGAGUCCCUAUAACAUACGGGAGGCUCUUGAGAAUACAUGUAUUCCAAUUGGUGGUUCUCCUGAAGAUAAACUGUCUGCUGGACAAGGGUUGAUGCAAGUUGACAGGGCAUAUGAAUACAUUCAAAAGUCACAAGAUGUUCCAUGUGUUUCUUAUCAAAUAAAGAUCAAUCAAUCUGGAAAGACAAUACCUACAUCACGGGGCAUCUACCUCAGAGAGGCUGAUUUAUGUCAACAGUCAACUGAGUGGACAGUGAAAGUGUCACCAAAGUUCCAUGAUGACGCUAGCAACUUAGAUCAACUUUUUCCUUUUGAAGAGUGUAUACAGUUAUGUUCUACUGCAGAGGCAGUGGUGAAAGCUCCAGAGUAUCUUCUCCUAACUCAUAACGGUCGUGAAUUCAACAUAAUUGUGGAUCCUUCCACUCUUGGCCAUGGUUUGCACUAUUUUGAAGUCUAUGGAUUAGACAGUAAAUCGCCAUGGCGGGGUCCUCUAUUCAGAAUUCCUGUUACUAUUACCAAGCCCCAAACAGUGAAGAGUCGACAUCCAGUUGUGUUAUUCCAAGGGAUGACUUUUGUACCGGGUCAUAUUGAACGCAAAUUUCUAGAAGUCCCAAUUGGGGCUACCUGGGUUGAAGUAACCAUGAAGGCAUCUGGUUUCUGUACAUCACGAAGAUUUUUCAUAGAUUCUGUUCAGAUAUCUCCACUGCUAAGACCCAUUAAAUGGGAAAGUGUAGCCACAUUUUCUUCCCCUUCUUCAAAAAACUUUUGCUUUGCUGUUGAGGGUGGCAGAACUAUGGAACUUGCAAUUGCUCAAUUCUGGUCAAGUGGCGUAGGAAGCCAAGACGUAACUAAUGUAGAUUUUGAGGUUGUAUUUCAUGGCAUCAGCGUCAACAAAGAGGAUAUUGUACUUGAUGGAAGUGAAGCACCUAUACGUAUUGAUGCUGAGGCUCUUCUUUCUUUGGAGAAUCUUUCUCCAGCAGCUGUUCUAAAUAAGGUGAGAAUUCCAUAUCGCCCUGUUGAUGCGAAACUGAACACACUUUCAGCAGAGCGGGACAGACUGCCCUCAGGCAAACAGACACUGGCUCUUGUAUUAACUUACAAGAUUAAAUUUGAGGAGGGUGCUGAGAUAAAACCCAAUAUUCCAUUACUAAACAAUCGUAUCUAUGACAACAAAUUUGAGUCUCAAUUUUAUAUGAUAUCAGACACAAACAAGCGUGUGUAUACAAUGGGUGAUGUUUAUCCAGACACUGCCAAACUUCCCAAGGGUGAUUACACAUUGCAGCUUAACUUAAGGCAUGACAACGUGCAGUACUUGGAGAAGAUGAAACAGUUGGUCUUAUUCAUUGAGAAAAACUUGGAUGAAAAGGAAGCGAUUCACUUAAGCUUUUAUUCACAACCUGAUGGACCAGUGAUGGGUAACUCCAAUUUUAGUUCUUCAGUCUUGAUUCCUGGAACAAAAGAAGCAUUUUAUGUGGGCCCUCCAGCUAAGGAAAAGCUUCCUAAGGGUGCUUCAGCUGGUUCUGUAUUGGUUGGGUCAAUUUCAUAUGGAAAGGUUUCUUUUGGGGUCAAUAAUGAUGGGAAGAAUCCAGAGAAGAACCCUGUAUCAUAUAGCAUAUCAUACAUAGUUCCACCAGCACAGGUUAAUGAGGACAAAGGACAAGGCUCUUCUUCAGGCUGUAGUAAGAGUGUAUCUGAACGGUUGGAAGAAGAGGUUCGGGAUGCCAAAAUUAGGGUCCUCUCCAACCUAAAACAAACUACUGAUGAGGAACGUUCUGAGUGGAAAAAGUUAUCAACCAAGCUAAAGUCGGAGUACCCAAAUUACACACCGUUGCUUGCUAAAUUGUUGGAUGCAUUGGUAUCCCAGAACAACUUUCAAGACAAAAUUCACCAUUAUGAAGAGAUUAUAGCUGCCGCAAAUGAAGUUAUUGAAAGCAUUGAUGCAGAAGAGUUGUCAAGAUAUCUUUCACUUAAAAGUGAUCCGGAAGAUGAGGGUGCAGAAAAAACAAAGAAGAAAAUGGAAACGAACCGCGACCAAUUAGCAGAGGCUUUGUAUCAGAAAGGCUUGGCUUUAGCAGAGAUUGAAUCAGCAAAGCAGGGCGGGAAAGUUGUGGAGACGGAGGAUGCUAAAGCUGCAACAGACUCCAGCAGUAAGCUGGAUCUGUUUGAAGAGAAUUUCAAAGAACUCCAAAAAUGGGUAGAUGUGAAAUCCAGUCGAUACGGAACCCUUUAUAUCAUACGUGAGAGACGUAAAGGGCGGCUUGGAACUGCACUAAAGGUUCUAAGUGACAUGAUCCAAGAGGAUGGCCAGCCUCCUAAGAGGAAGUUUUAUGACCUGAAGCUUUCGCUGUUGGAACAAAUUGGAUGGGACCAUCUGGUGUCGUACGAGAAGCAAUGGAUGAACGUUCUAUUCCCUGCGUGUCUACCUCUUUUCUGAGGUUUAUGCUCAUCUACUGAGCUACAAGUGCUUUCCCAGAUUGCUUCUGAGUUCUGCAUAAUGAAUAAAAAGACCAUGGUCUCCGAACUAGUUAGCUAGAGUUAAAUCCUAAACCGAGUCGUUUCAAGAUGUAUGUUUUAAUUUUAUUAAUGAUUAUAUGGACCAUUUUUUAAUCA
This is a messenger RNA of Salvia splendens (bonfire salvia), 4323 nucleotides long. It is a transcript of the gene TPP2, whose product is annotated as tripeptidyl peptidase ii. Lineage: Eukaryota; Viridiplantae; Streptophyta; Magnoliopsida; Lamiales; Lamiaceae. The transcript is spliced from 34 exons. Gene Ontology annotation, cellular component: cytosol. The coding region runs from base 56 to 4147 and encodes 1363 amino acids. Gene Ontology annotation, biological process: proteolysis. The record is from RefSeq and is a predicted model, not a curated record. Gene Ontology annotation, molecular function: serine-type endopeptidase activity; tripeptidyl-peptidase activity.